Messenger RNA from Varanus komodoensis (Komodo dragon), 2605 nucleotides. RefSeq names its product chloride intracellular channel 2 (gene CLIC2). Bases 256 to 999 code for a protein of 247 amino acids. The transcript has 6 exons. The record is from RefSeq and is a predicted model, not a curated record. NCBI's taxonomy places the organism in Eukaryota, Metazoa, Chordata, Lepidosauria, Squamata, Varanidae.
CAGCCACGGCUUGCGUGCCGCAGGUCGCUCUGAGCACCUCGCGGCCCUUCCUAGCUUAGGAUUCCGGCGAUAGGAAGAGGAAAGGGACAGGUCAGCUCCCAGCUGGGGGUGACAUUCAGGUUUGGAUCUUUACCGGAGAGAAGCUGCUGCCUGAGCAACCCUCCCUUCUUGUCGGGAUCCCACCACCUCCCUUGCCAGUCGGGCAAAGACGGCAUCCAUCCACAGCGGGGACUGGCAGGCCCAGGAAGAGAGAGGAUGGCGAGUCGACUCCGUAACCCCCUGAAGGAACCAGAGAUUGAGCUGUUCGUAAAGGCUGCCUCGGAUGGAGAAAAUAUUGGGAACUGCCCCUUCUGUCAAAGCCUCUUCAUGGUGCUGUGGCUGAAAGGGGUCCGAUUCAACGUGACCACAGUGGAUAUGACGAGGAAGCCCGAGGAGUUGAAGGAUCUGGCCCCUGGGAUCAAGCCCCCCUUCCUGGUGUUCAACAAGGAGCUGAAAACAGACUUCCUGAAGAUCGAAGACUUUCUAGAGCAGACUCUGUCUCCACCCAAGUGCCCAUCACUCACCCCAAAAUAUAAGGAAUCCCUGGAUGUCGGCAGGAACAUCUUCGCCAAGUUUUCUGCAUACAUCAAGAACCCCCACAAGGAAGCACACAAGAAUAUGGAGAAAGCUCUGCUGAAAGAAUUCCAGCGCCUGAAUGACUAUUUAAAACACCCCCUGCCAGAAGAAAUUGACCAGGACUGUGUGGAGGAAGAGCUUGUCUCAAAAAGGAAGUUCCUGGAUGGGGACUGGAUGACAUUAGCUGACUGUAACCUGCUCCCGAAACUCAACAUCAUCAAGAUUGCUGCGAAGAAAUACCGCAACUUUGAGAUCCCCCUGGAGAUGACAGCUGUUUGGCGCUAUCUCAACAAUGCUUAUGCUCGGGAUGAAUUUAGCCACACCUGCCCAGCUGAUGAAGAGAUUGAGCGCACCUAUGCCAACAUGGCCAAGAAGAUGAGCUAAGGGCCAACAUUCCCGAAGAGGUGUCAUUCCCUUCGUCACCUGCAAGUUCCAGUUAUCCUUCCAAGGUAGAGGUCCUCCUCAGGGAGGUCCUUUCGCCAUGCUGGGAUUCUCCUGGGUCUGGGUGCUCACCGUGCUCGGCCUCAAGGAGUCACUCAAAUGCUUUGUGAAAAAGCCUCUCUUCACUCACAUCUGUCUUCUUCGCAUGUUGAACUGACUACCUGUGUGGGGAUUUGUGGUGGCAGAAACAGCUGAUAGGAGUGUGGCCGGUAGUGGAGGCUGGGGGGCGGGCGGAAGGUGAGGUGACCUGCUCAACUCACAAUCCAUGCCUUGGUCUUCUCUCCAAGCAACACACGGAGACUCUGGAAACUUCCACAGGAAGCUUCUUCAUUAAUUCCAAAUGUAAGAAACGCUAAUUCCCAAAUAACUGCAUUGCACGCGUCUCUCUUCCAAGACAUAUCGAGAGCCCCCAAAGCCUGAGCGAGGAGAAACUGGCAGAGUAAGUUCCUUCUAACCUCACUGAAAGCUAGCUAGGAAACAUUCCCAAGAUAUCGUGAUAAUUCCUCCUGACCAUGAAUCUUGGAUGCUUAUGGCACUCAGUGUGAUCCACUGCACUUUCAGACAGACCUGCUUCCUGACGGGCCCUGGGAAAUAAAUCCCUCUUUCCCCACAUUUCCUAGAAAAGUAUUUCUUCCACUCCUGCUGGAGACAAGUGUGUUUCUAUGCAUAUGCAAGGUCUUCUCGUCUGCCCUCUAAGGGUGCAGCAGCCAAGGUAGAGCUGAACCCUGAGCAUCCUCCUUUUCCCUAGCCGGGCACAGGAGGCCCAAGAGCUGAGCUGAUGUGCUGUUACAGCCAUUCAGCCAGCAAGCGCAGCAGUUUCUUUUUAGGAAAAACACACAAAAAUGCAGCAGGGGUGCAGUUCUGUGUGCACAGGAGGCUGGGGAUUAUAGCAGGCUUCUGUGCUUCUGUGGAUACAUGGCGGGCAGGCAGAUCUUAAAGAAGGAAAGACUCCCGCCGGCCCCAAGAAGGUGAUAGGAAAAGUGAUAGCUAACAGCUCCGUUUGGCAUCAGUAAAGAGAGUGACAGGGCCAGUGUCAAGGGCAGGCACUGCUUGGCUUCUUGUCCAGCAAGAGCUGCUGGCAGCAGUCUGUGGACUUGCUCCUCUUCACUGCGACUGUGGCCUCUUGUUCACCUGCCUCCUGCGGUGCUCCAGGCAGCAGAAGGUGCAGCAGCUCAUUCCAACUUCCUCCCUGCCUGGUAAGCCAGCAACUGGUGGCAGUGGCGGGCUCGGAGAACCCGGGCCCACCAAGGGUGUUCCGCAAAAGAUCCUGGAAGCAGCUCUGACAGGAAUCACCAAAUCCUCCAACUUCAAAUCUGGGAAUCCAAAACAUUUUGCAGUACCCCAGGCACUGUCUAGGGAUGGUAGGAUUGCUUCCUAGAUGUGGAAAGCUUUAAGGUGCCACAAGAAAACACUUUGUUGUGUUAUCUCUCAGAGAGCUCUGAAUGUCUUUGUUGCACUUAAACAGGGGAAAUUCCGCUUUAAAAAACGAAUGUGCCUGUUGACUUUGUCUUACUGUAAUGAUAAUAAACUUUAUUUUAUAUACAACUUA